This is a messenger RNA of Octodon degus (degu), 2442 nucleotides long. RefSeq names its product neural cell adhesion molecule 2 (gene Ncam2). NCBI's taxonomy places the organism in Eukaryota, Metazoa, Chordata, Mammalia, Rodentia, Octodontidae. Gene Ontology annotation, molecular function: protein binding. Gene Ontology annotation, cellular component: membrane. The record is from RefSeq and is a predicted model, not a curated record. The transcript has 18 exons. Gene Ontology annotation, biological process: cell adhesion. The coding region runs from base 1 to 2442 and encodes 813 amino acids.
AUGAGCCUCCUCCUCUCCUUCUACCUGCUCGGGUUGCUUGUCAGUCGCGGGCAAGCUCUUCUUCAAGUGACAAUCUCACUUAGCAAAGUCGAGCUUAGUGUGGGCGAAUCUAAAUUCUUCACAUGUACAGCAAUUGGUGAACCUGAGACGAUAGAUUGGUAUAAUCCUCAAGGAGAGAAGAUAACUUCCACGCAGAGGGUGGUGGUGCAGAAGGAAUUGGGCCGGUCACGACUCACCAUCUACAAUGCAAACAUAGAAGAUGCAGGGAUAUAUCGUUGUCAGGCAGCAGAUGCCAAAGGACAAACACAAGAAGCGACAGUAGUUUUGGAAAUUUACCAGAAACUCACUUUCAGAGAGGCGGCAUCGCCUCAGGAGUUCAAGCAGGGGGAGGACGCUGAGGUGGUGUGCCGAGUCAGCAGCUCGCCUGCACCUGCUGUCAGCUGGCUGUACCACAACGAGGAAGUCACCACCAUUCCCGACAAUCGGUUCUCCGUGUUAGCCAACAAUAACCUGCAGAUCCUCAACAUCAAUAAAAGUGAUGAAGGAAUCUACAGGUGUGAAGGCAGAGUGGAAGCUAGGGGAGAAAUUGAUUUUCGGGAUAUUAUUGUUAUUGUUAAUGUGCCGCCAGCAAUCGCCAUGCCUCAGAAGUCCUUCAAUGCCACAGCUGAGCGAGGAGAAGAGAUGACUCUGUCCUGCAGGGCCUCGGGCUCUCCAGAGCCCGCCGUCUCCUGGUUCAGAAAUGGCAGAAUCAUCGAAGAGAAUGAAAAGUACACAUUGAAAGGAAGCAACACAGAACUCACCAUCAGGAAUAUCAUCAACAGCGAUGGUGGAGCUUACGUCUGCAGGGCAACCAGUAAGGCAGGAGAAGACGAGAAGCAGGCCUUCCUUCAGGUCUUCGGAAAGAGCAAAGCCAGAGUCAAGGCCUACUGGAAAAAUAAGUUUAGAGCAGCACUUGAUCAAGAUAAAGUCUUUAGCCCAGACGGCCGUAUUGAAGUCAAAGGUCAGCGUGGAAGCUCAUCCCUGCAUAUUAAAGACGUGAAGCUGUCAGACUCGGGCAGAUACGACUGCGAAGCUGCGAGCAGGAUCGGAGGGCACCAAAAGAGCAUGUACCUCGAUAUUGAGUAUGCUCCUAAGUUUACAUCAAACCAAACAAUUUAUUACUCUUGGGAGGGAAAUCCAAUCAAUAUAAGUUGUGAUGUAAAAUCCAAUCCACCAGCAUCGAUCCAUUGGAGAAGAGAGAAAUUAGUUUUACCAGCUAAAAAUACCACUAAUUUAAAGACAUAUAGUGCAGGAAGAAAAAUGAUAUUAGAGAUUGCCCCUACAUCAGACAAUGAUUUUGGACGAUAUAACUGUACAGCUACUAACCGCAUAGGAACAAGAUUUCAAGAAUAUAUUCUUGCCUUAGCUGAUGUGCCAUCCAGUCCCUAUGGGGUGAAAGUGAUAGAGCUGUCUCAGACCACUGCCAAGAUUUCUUUCAACAAACCAGACUCCCAUGGAGGUGUGCCUAUUCAUCACUACCAAGUGGAUGUCAAAGAAGUGGCGUCAGAAACCUGGAAAAUAGUACGCUCCCAUGGAGUCCAAACAAUUGUUGUCUUGAGCAACCUGGAACCAAACACGACUUAUGAAAUCAGGGUUGCAGCUGUGAAUGGAAAAGGUCAAGGAGACUACAGUAAGAUAGAAAUCUUCCAGACCUUGCCAGUUCGUGAACCAAGUCCUCCAUCCAUACAUGGACAGCCAAGCAGUGGAAAGAGUUUUAAACUCAGCAUCACCAAACAAGAUGAUGGAGGAGCCCCAAUUUUGGAAUACAUCGUGAAAUACAGGAGUAAAGAUAAAGAAGAUCAGUGGCUGGAGAAAAAAGUGCAGGGAAAUAAAGACCACAUUAUCUUGGAGCAUCUGCAGUGGACAAUGGGAUACGAAGUCCAGAUCACAGCUGCCAACCGAUUAGGGUAUUCUGAACCAACAGUUUAUGAAUUCAGCAUGCCACCAAAGCCCAACAUUAUUAAAGAUACGCUCUUCAAUGGUCUUGGGCUUGGAGCAGUCAUCGGCCUGGGGGUCGCAGCCCUGUUGCUGAUCCUGGUAGUGACAGACGUCAGUUGCUUCUUUAUUCGACAAUGUGGCUUACUGAUGUGCCUCACCAGGAGAGUAUGUGGGAAGAAGAGUGGUUCCAGUGGGAAAAGCAAAGAACUCGAAGAAGGAAAAGCUGCAUACCUGAAAGAUGGAUCAAAAGAACCAAUAGUUGAGAUGAGAACAGAAGAUGAAAGAAUUACUAAUCAUGAAGACGGAAGCCCGGUAAAUGAGCCAAAUGAAACAACACCACUAACAGAACCCGAAAAACUGCCUUUAAAAGAAGAAAAUGGGAAAGAAGUUCUAACUCCAGAAACUAUAGAAAUUAAAGUUUCUAAUGACAUCAUCCAAUCAAAAGAAGAUGAUGGCAAAGCAUAA